AUGGCCAACGCGUUUUCCGUUCCGGUCUUCUUCAUUGUCUUUCGAGAGACUCUGGAGGCCGCCAUCAUCAUUUCGGUGCUGCUGGCCUUCAUCAAGCAGUCUCUGGGCCCGGCUCCUGUGACGGACCAUCCCGAUUAUGACCCCGAAAACCCCGAGAAGGAUCUCAGUCCCGUGGCAACCUCCGCCGAUGACGCCUUUGCCGGCCAGUCCGAGGCUGACAAGGCUCUGCUGCAGAAGAAGCUCAUCAAGCAGGUGUGGAUUGGCGCCGCUCUUGGUCUUCUCAUCUGUUUCAUUCUCGGAGGCACCUUCAUCGGUGUCUUCUACUCGCUGGACAAGGAUCUCUGGGCUUCGUUUGAAGACCUGUGGGAAGGUAUCUUCUGUAUCAUUGCUACCAUCAUGAUCACCUUCAUGGGUCUGGCCAUGCUGCGAAUCAACAAGAUGAAGGAGAAGUGGCGAAUCAAGAUUGCCAAGACCCUGCUGCAGAACAAGGGCGAGUACAAGGACACUUCCUUCAAGGGCCGACUCAAGAGUCUCUUCAACUUCCGAUACAACUCCAAGAAGUACGCUCUGGGCAUUCUCGCCUUCGUUACUACCCUGCGAGAAGGUAUUGAGGCCGUGGUCUUUGUCGGAGGUGUUGGACUCGGUGAGGAUGCCACCGCAUUCCCUCUUCCCGUCUUUUGUGGUCUGGCAGCCGGCGGUCUGAUCGGAUACUUCAUCUACCGAGGAGGUAACUUCAUGUCUAUCCAGAUCUUCCUCAUCGCCUCCACCUGUUUCCUCUACCUCAUUGCUGCCGGUCUCUUCUCCCGAGCUAUCUGGUACUUCCAGAUGUACCGAUUCUCCAAGAAGUCUGGUGGAGAUGUCGCCGAGGGAGGCUCCGGCCCUGGCUCCUACAACAUCAAGGAGGUGGUCUGGCACGUCAACUGCUGCGACCCUCUCAACGACGGUGGCUGGCAGAUCUUCAACGCGCUGUUUGGAUGGCAAAACUCCCCCACCUACGGCUCCGUCAUCUCAUACAAUGUGUACUGGAUCUGCAUCAUUCUCGCCAUUUUCGCCAUGCUCUUCAACGAGAAGCACGGCUACUACCCCAUGCUCAAGCGAUGGGCCAAGACUGAGGACAAGACUGCCGACAAUGCCAUGUACGACCGGGCCGUGUUCCAUGCUCGACAGGAUGCUGGCGUCGAGAAGAAUGCUGUCGUGACGGAGAACUCCGCGUCUAGCAGCGACGAACGAAAGGAGGUUGCCUAA
Molecule: messenger RNA, 1245 nt
Organism: Yarrowia lipolytica CLIB122
Lineage: Eukaryota; Fungi; Ascomycota; Dipodascomycetes; Dipodascales
Biological process (GO): iron ion transmembrane transport
Cellular component (GO): high-affinity iron permease complex; plasma membrane
Molecular function (GO): ferrous iron transmembrane transporter activity
Source: RefSeq, a predicted model, not a curated record